Messenger RNA from Stereum hirsutum FP-91666 SS1, 2272 nucleotides. RefSeq lists its product as uncharacterized. Bases 44 to 2110 code for a protein of 688 amino acids. The transcript is spliced from 7 exons. NCBI's taxonomy places the organism in Eukaryota, Fungi, Basidiomycota, Agaricomycetes, Russulales, Stereaceae. Gene Ontology annotation, molecular function: DNA-binding transcription factor activity, RNA polymerase II-specific; RNA polymerase II cis-regulatory region sequence-specific DNA binding. The record is from RefSeq and is a predicted model, not a curated record. Gene Ontology annotation, cellular component: nucleus. Gene Ontology annotation, biological process: regulation of DNA-templated transcription.
CGCUCUUGCCUUUGACGACUGCUAAGCCCUUUGGGUUCUCUGCAUGGCGGCGCGGAAUGCUGGUCGCCCAUGGACACCACAAGAAGACCAUCAGUUGACACAGGCCGUUCGCGCUUAUGGCGAAAACUCUGAUUGGAAGACCAUCGCCCUCCAUGUGCGCGACCGUACGAAUAAAGCAUGUCGAAAGCGAUGGCUUCAUUCUCUAUCGCCAACGAUCAAGAAGUCUGCUUGGACCCGCGAAGAGGAUGAAAGUCUUCUCAGGCUCUACGCCACUCACGGCACUCGAUGGUCUGCGAUCGCCCGAAAUAUUCCUGGCAGAACUGAUGACGCUUGUUCCAAACGGUAUAGAGAGGCUCUAGACCCUCAGCUGAAGAAAGAUGAAUGGACACCAGAGGAGGACGAAAAGCUUCUGGAGGUUCAUUCGCGGAUCGGUGGACAGUGGGGCAAGAUUGGAGAGGAGAUGCAGAGGCGAAGUGGAUUGGCUUGUCGAAACAGAUGGCGAUUAUUGGAGAGAAAACGUACAUCGGCUGCGCAACCAGAGGAGAGAUUCGUAGAGGAGAGAUUCGUCCCUCACGUUCCUCCUUCCGAGCCGGCUCACCAAACUGAAUCGCCUGGAUCCUCCGACAACACGUCUUUGUGGACAGCUCUUCCUCUGAUGCAUCCGCAACUGUCUCAGCUUUUGGCCACCUCCAUGUCUGACUUCAAUAUGGAUUCCUCGUUCCUCCUCCCAGAGGAGUCAAAUCAGCAUCCUGACCUUACCUCCGCAUCAAAUAUUGCUUACGCUCCUCCGCCUGGCCCGCCACCUCACCCUUCUAGGAAUUUCCAUUCUUAUCCCCCUCCCCUCCCCUUGCGUUCAGAGGGCACCAUCAUCUUCGCGCAAGAUCAUUCCCAUACCACCCACUCCACGCUUCAAUCUACCCCGUCAUCCCUCAGCGCCGCAUUGGACAGCCCCGAUAACACUCCGCGCGCAAGCCAACCAUCAUAUAAUCCAAUAUCGCAUAUGCCACCACGAUCGACCGAGUAUGCUCCUAUGCCCCACGAAGGAUACGAAUUUUCGACAUACACUAUGCCCAAUCAUUCGGAUCCACAACCUAGUCCUGAAUCAUGCUCCGCCGAACUGUUCAGCGGUGAUACUUCACCUGUAUUUAGCGAUUCUACACCGCUACCCUCCCAUGCAUCCAUCUUGUAUCACCACCAGCAUGAGAACGCGUUCUCGCCCUAUCCUGACGUUUCGCCAUCUCCUGCAUUUGCUUCCGACUCUAGUGUUUCGACUCCAAUUAUCGCCACACCUCCGACCCGCCUCAAUAUACCACUCCCAUUGCCCCAGGUUUCAUCUUUCACGUCACAGUCUAAUGCAUCUGGAGCCCCGUCUGUGGUACGGUCUCCCAUCAGUCGACCGCGCGGGCCCUUCAUCUCCACCUCUCAAUCGGAAAUACACUCUAUACCCAGCCCUCAGUCUCCACGCACGCCCAAGACCCCGAGUUCGACCUGUUUGUCCCGGCUCGAGCAUCCGACGUCACAGCCAGCGAAGAAAUUGUCGUCUAACCUGGCUGCCAGUACUGAUCCUAACAUCCUCGCCUAUGCGUGUGGCCACCCAGACUGUUGGCCUGAUGGCAUGGACAAAAGUGUGUUUCGUGUCUGUACGGCGAAGGAGCUCGGCGACCAUUGCAAGGAAAUGCAUCGUAGUAAUAUGGAUUACGAGCGUAAACCGUAUAGAUGUGGCUUGUGCGAUAAUCGGUGGAAGAAUUUGAACGGACUUAUGUAUCAUCUCCAAGUUUCCAGGGCGCAUUUUCAGGAUGCAAUCACUCAUCUCACACCCUCAUCUGCCGUGGAUAUCGAUAGUCCGGCGGCUGAUGACAAUGCUGUCGUCACUGUUCGUCCUCCAUCAGCCCCAGCGCCGGGACGCGAAAAGGACUCCGGCAAGACGCUGAAAGCGAAGAAGAAGUAUCAAUGUCCGAAGUGUUCCAAGGUGUACAAACAACUCAGCGGACUGAGGUAUCAUGAGAGCCACGGACAUCCGCAGAAUAUUCCUAUGCAGCUAGACGACGUCCCACCGACGUUGGCACGGAAGAUGGCGGAGAAGUUCCAGCGGCUCGGCGAAGUUUCUUAAUUGAGGGUAUUUGGUAUCUGGGGUGUAUGGGUUUUCGGAUUCUGGUGUAGCGACUCGACUCGAUCACAUAGACAUCAUCAUUGGACUUAUCAUGCUUUGCUUUGUUGAAACCAUAUCUCACAUAAUUUGUAGCAUUUUUCCCAUCAAUGGACCACGACUUUC